Pteronotus mesoamericanus is the source of this 955-nucleotide messenger RNA. It is a transcript of the gene SMPX, whose product is annotated as small muscle protein X-linked. Gene Ontology annotation, cellular component: M band; costamere; muscle tendon junction. The coding region runs from base 241 to 507 and encodes 88 amino acids. The record is from RefSeq and is a predicted model, not a curated record. NCBI's taxonomy places the organism in Eukaryota, Metazoa, Chordata, Mammalia, Chiroptera, Mormoopidae. The transcript has 5 exons.
UAACACUUAGCCUUAAACCAAGUUCCCCUCCAGCCCACAGCCAGGAGCAGCUCUCAAUCCCGGGUGAGGCACCGAACACUUGAGCUAUUUCAGCCACAUGCAAAGCAUCAGAAUCGAGAUCGCAGCUCAGAGGACACCGGGCAUCCCUUUCACCUUCUAAGGAAGCUUGUAUUCUUGCACCAGGCUGCCUGGGACUUUUCUUAGGCAGUAAACAAAUACACAAAGCAGGGGUAAGACUGCAUGAAUAUGUCGAAACAGCCAGUUUCCAAUGUCAGAGCCAUCCAGGCAAAUAUCAAUAUCCCAAUGGGAGCUUUUCGGCCAGGGGCUGGGCAACCCCCUAGAAGAAAAGAAUGUACUCCGGAAACGGAGGAGGGUGCUCCUCCUACCUCAGAUGAGGAGAAGAAGCCAAUUCCAGGAGCAAAGAAACUUCCAGGACCUGCGGUCAACCUGUCGGAGAUCCAGAAUAUUAAAAGUGAACUGAAAUAUGUCCCCAAAGCUGAACAGUAGUUGGAAGAAAAAAGGCUUGAUGUGAAGAAUUGAAGAGGAAGAGAAUGGAUUAAAAUGAAAAUAGCUCACUAAAAAUUUUAUAUAUAUUUGUAUGAAGAUUAUGAACCUCCUGAAUGCCCAAGACUCUAGCAGAAAUGUCCUGUUUGUACAUUUAUAUCUCUUCCUUCUAGUUGGCUGCCCUUCUUACUUUAAUUUACCUUCAUGUUUGGCACCUUGAAGAACAGAUAGCUCAAGAAUUCACCCCUUGGAAGGUGUAGUUUUGAGAAGGGAUAUGAUUUUAUGAAGAAGGAUAUGGCAAUAUGCAUAACAGCAAUUUUGAUUGGAAGCUCUCUAAGCUACUUCCCACACUAUUUUGGUCAUUAUUUGGAAUGUAUUUUAGCUCUUUACCUUCUGAAUUAUGUCAAUAAACUUUUUAUGAGUUCAAAUAAAUAUGCAAGUAAAUAUAAAA